AUGACCACAAAGCUCGUCACCGUCGUCGGCGCCACCGGCCAGCAAGGCCAAGCUGUCGUCGCUGCCUUCACGAACAACCCCGCCUACCGCGUCCGCGGUCUAACCCGUAACCCAGACAGCGCCGCAGCCAAGGCCCUCGCCUCGCAAGGCGUCGAAGUCGUCAAAGCCGAUCUCAACGACUUCGACACCGUAGCCGCCGCAUUCGCGGACUCGCACAUAAUCUACGCCGUGACGGACUUCUGGGCGUUGUACCAGAAAGACGGAUUCGAGAAAGCCCGCGAUACGGAACGCCAGGAGGGCUAUAAUAUGGUUAGAGCUGCUGCUGCGGUUCCGACGCUCGAGCACUACAUCUGGAGCACGCUUGCCAAGCCGAAAGAGGAGUAUCCCGUGUAUCACUUUGACGGGAAGUUUGCUGUUGAUGAGCUUAUUCGCAAGGAGUAUCCGGACUUACAUGCGAAGACUACAUUGAUCCUCGUCUGCUUCUACGGGAAUAAUCUCCAGAUCGCAUCGAUGAGGCCGUACUGGAUAGAGACGGCGCAGAAGUACGUCCAGUUCACGACGUAUGAUCCGCAGUUGAUCAUCCCGUUUAUCGGGGACGUGAAGAAUCUUACGCCCUUCAUCGAAGCUAUCGUCUCCAGUCCAGCCGAGAAAGUCAAGAAUGGUGCUCUGGUCAUCGCGAGUAUUGCGCAGUGGACAGCCGAGAAAUGGGUGGUCGAGUGGGCGCGUGCUAGAGGCAAGGAGGCUCAGCUUGUCCGUAUUUCCCGCGAAGACUAUGACAAGCUCUGGCCGUGGCCGCGUUGGGCGGAGGAGUUCGCGCUCAUGAUGGAUUACUUCCAGUUUGUGCCUCCUCAUGACUGGAUCGAGCCUGGUGUUAAGGUUCUUACGGCGCAGGAUUUGGAUGUGCAGCCGGUGCAGACGAUGGAGGAGUGGGUGGAGAGUUAUGAGCUUCCUGAUCCUAAUUCUGUGACUUUUUGA
Aspergillus mulundensis is the source of this 975-nucleotide messenger RNA. RefSeq names its product NmrA/HSCARG family protein. The transcript has a single exon. The record is from RefSeq and is a predicted model, not a curated record. NCBI's taxonomy places the organism in Eukaryota, Fungi, Ascomycota, Eurotiomycetes, Eurotiales, Aspergillaceae. Bases 1 to 975 code for a protein of 324 amino acids.